AUGGGAGCGACCAUACUGAUUCUAGUGGUCCUAACGAUAUUCCUACUUCACCAUGUUGUCACAUGUGCAUCCCUCUCUUCUGUUGAGACGAACGCUGACGAAUCAUUUGAUAUUUUUGUUUUUGCAUUGACUUGGCCCGGAAGUGCAUGCUAUUCACUGUCGCCUUGUUCCGUUCCUAAGGGCAUUUCUGACUUUACAAUUCAUGGUUUAUGGCCAAACAAACUUGUAGGGAAAUUAGGUCCUUUUUAUUGCAAUGCUCCUCGGUUUAAUUAUUCUCUCAUUCAAGACAUGAAGACUGAUUUGGAUAAAUAUUGGACUGAUUACAAAAAUGCUGCUCCUGGAUUAUGGCAACACGAAUAUGAAAAACAUGGUUCAUGUGCCUAUCAGUUACCUCAAUUUUCAUCCAAUGCAGUUCAAGAUUAUUUUAAAAAUUCAAUUAAUCUUAGGAAAAGUAUGAAAGAUAUUGUCAAAUCAUUGCAACAAUAUUCAAUUACGCCCUCAAAUACUACUUUUUAUAGCAUUUCUUCAUUGAAAGACGCUUUUAAAAAUUCAGGAUUUGGUCGACCAGCUUUGGUGUGUUUUAAUCAAACCAUUUUAUCAGAAGUGAGAUUUUGUACGGAUAAGAAUUUAACAUUUAUUGAUUGUCCAACACAAAUUGGAGAUUCAUGCUCAUCGAAGGAUCCUGCAAACCAAAGCAAUCAAAUUGUUUUUACUCAACUCUCAAAUGUCAUUGUAGGACCUGAUCUUACUUUGGUUGGAGUUUUAAUUGGAUUAAUUUGUGCCUUUGUUGUUUUAAGCGUCGUUUUCUUCUUUAUUGUUCUAGCAUGCAAAGUAUUGUUUGGUAAUAAGAGGAAAUAUACGUAUCAUAAUUUCUAA
Molecule: messenger RNA, 876 nt
Organism: Naegleria lovaniensis
Lineage: Eukaryota; Heterolobosea; Eutetramitea; Acrasida; Naegleriidae
Exons: 4
Coding region: 1-876 (291 amino acids)
Biological process (GO): RNA catabolic process
Cellular component (GO): extracellular region
Molecular function (GO): RNA binding; ribonuclease T2 activity
Source: RefSeq, a predicted model, not a curated record